CUGCAAUGCACACUGCUGAACCAACAGCGAUUCACAACAUAUCAACACAAAGUGGAUCAGUAACAACAACACAAAAUACACCAUCAGUGGCAACAGAAUUCACAACACACACUGUGUCCACAGCUGCACUGACACAAUCUAUUCCACUCACAAUAGAAUCAGCAACAAUGGCAACACAAACCACCUCGUCCGCGGUUUCACCAACACAAAGACAAACACAAAUUACAGUUGUAACCUCUCAAACGGCACAAAGUACAGCAUCUGUAACAACAGAAUCAGCCACAUUACAAAGACCAACUUUAUCAUCAACGACAGAACAACCCACAACUGUAAGACAUACUGAUGAACCAAGAGCAAUUCAUAGUGGAUCAUUCACAACACAAACUGAUUCCACAACAACACAGACACAAUCUAUUCUACCCACAGUAGAAUCAUCAACACCAACACAAAGUACAACAUCUGUGGUUUCACCAACACAAAGACCAACACAGACCACAGUUGUAACCACACAAUCAACAACUUCAACAGAAUCUACCCCAUCUGUAACAACUACAUCAAUGGCUUCACAAACGUCAGUGUCAUUAACAACAGAACAACCCACAGCAAUGACUACAACAAUACAAACUACACCAUCUGUGGGAACAGCAUUUACAACAACAACACAAUCUAUUCCAUCCACAAUAGAAUCAUCAACAACAGAACAACCUACAACUGAAAGACAUACUAAUGAACCAACAGCAAUGCACAACACAUCAACGCAUAGUGGAUCAGUAACUACAACAACACAAACUACACCACCUUUGCCAACAGCAUUCACAACACAAACUGUUUCCACAGCUCCUCCAUCACAAUCUAUUCCACUCACCACAGAGUCUACAACACCAUCACAAAUUACAGUUGUACGCACACAAUCAGCAACUUCAACAAAUGCUGUGCCACCUGUAACAACUACAUCAGUGACUUCACAAACAACAUCAGCAUCAUUAACAACAGAACAACCCACAGCAAUGACUACAACAAUACAAACCACACCAUCUAUGCCAACAAUUACAUCAACAAUACAAACUACACCAUCUGUGGAAGCAACAUUGACAACACAAACUAGAGGAUCUGUGGAAACAGUGUCCACAACAACACCAACACAAUCGUCUUCACUCACAAUAGAAUCAUCAACAACACCAACACAAGUUACAGCUGUAACUACACAAUCAGCAACUUCAGCAGAGGCUGUACCAUCUGUAACAACAGAAUCAGCCACAUCACAAACAUCAACAUCAGCAUCAUUAACAACAGAACAACCCACAACUGCAUUGCACACUGCUGAACCAACAGCGAUCCAAAACACAUCAACACACAGUGGAUCAGUGACUACAACAUCACUAACUACACCACCUGUGGAAACAACAUUCACAACACACACUGAUUCCACAACAACACAGACACAAUCUAUUCUACCCACAGUGGAAUCAUCUACAACACCAACACAAAGUACAUCAUCUGUGGUUUCACCAACACAAAGACCAACACAGAGCGUAGUUGUAACCACACAGUCAACAACUUCAACAGAAUCUACCCCAUCUGUAACAACUACAUCAGUGGCUUCACAAACAUCAGCAUCAUUAACAACAGAACAACCCACAGCAAUGACUACAACAAUACAAACUACACCAUCUGUGGGAACAGUGUCAACAACGACACAGUCUAUUCAAUCCACAACAGAAUCAUCAACAACACCUACACAAAAUACAGCAUCUUUGUCAUUAACAACAGAACAACCCACAGCAACAACUACAACUAUACAAACACCACUAUCUAGGCCAACAAUGAUCACAACACAAACUGUUUCCACAGCUGCACCGACACAAUCUGUUCUACUCACAAUACGAUCAUUAACACCAACACAAAGCACAGCAUCCACGGUUUCACCAGCACACAGACCAACCCAGAUUACAACUGCGACCACACAGUCAACAACUUCAGUAGAAGCUGCACUAUCCGUAACAGCUCAAUCAUUGACUUCACAAACAUCAGCAUCAUUAACUACAGAACAAGCCACAACUGCAAUGCACACUGCUGAACCAACAGCAAUGCAUAGCACAUCAACACCUAACUGUUCUGCUCACAGUCGAACCAUCAACAUCAACAACACAAAGUACAACAUCUGUGUCAACAGAACCAGCCACAUCACAAAGACCAACUCAAAGCACAGCUGUAACUACAAAAUCAUCAACUUCAGUAGAAACGUCACCAUCUUCUACAACCAAAUCAGUGACUUCACAAACAUCAACAUCAGCAUCAUCAACAACAGAACAACCCGCAGCUGCAAUGCACACUGCUGA
Messenger RNA from Epinephelus lanceolatus (giant grouper), 2339 nucleotides. The record is from RefSeq and is a predicted model, not a curated record. NCBI's taxonomy places the organism in Eukaryota, Metazoa, Chordata, Actinopteri, Perciformes, Serranidae.